AUGACUUCAUCCAUCCACAAGGGCUCCCCGAAAUCGAUCUCCGAAACAGCCACGCCAGGCCUCCUGUUCUUGAAGCAGUUUCUCCCAGCUUUGGAUUCUCUUGAUCCAAGCACCGCCUCGACCUCAGCACCUGACGGCAUCGACCGGUUCCUAGCGCCCACGGCCACCUUCAGGGUAAAUAGCAACCCACCCUCGAACGUGUGGGACGUGAUCCCCCUAUUGCGGAUACGCGAUAAGUACCUGUCGACGUUCCGGCAUGAGAUCGAGACGAUCUGGGAUAUUGGCGUGGCAGAUGGACGUCAACGGACGGUCAUGUUUGAGGCGACGAGUGUUACAGCCUUCCGGGAGGAUGAGGAUCAGUUUGAGGUGCGUCUGAGAGAGUUCAACGUGCUCGAUCUGGAGACGGAAGGAAAGAACCACAACAACACACCAGAGGGACUCAGGAUCGUUGAGAUGAGGACGUAUAUGGACGUCCGGCCGUUGCAGGACCGAGCAGCGCGGAUGCAGCCUGAGUCAGUGGAGGUUCCUGAGUAA
Molecule: messenger RNA, 534 nt
Organism: Monascus purpureus
Lineage: Eukaryota; Fungi; Ascomycota; Eurotiomycetes; Eurotiales; Aspergillaceae
Source: the annotation of a GenBank genome assembly